Oryza sativa Japonica Group (Japanese rice) is the source of this 2098-nucleotide messenger RNA. RefSeq names its product signal recognition particle subunit SRP54 2. Gene Ontology annotation, biological process: SRP-dependent cotranslational protein targeting to membrane; SRP-dependent cotranslational protein targeting to membrane, translocation. The record is from RefSeq and is a predicted model, not a curated record. Gene Ontology annotation, molecular function: GTPase activity; GTP binding; 7S RNA binding. Gene Ontology annotation, cellular component: signal recognition particle, endoplasmic reticulum targeting; cytosol. Lineage: Eukaryota; Viridiplantae; Streptophyta; Magnoliopsida; Poales; Poaceae.
UAUUAUUAUUCUUUUGAAAAAAAGAAUAGUGUUACACACACGCGUACUCCGUGCCUUCCCGUCGGAGGAAUCCCCGGUAUUCAACCGAGUCGCCCCCCAUCUGAGGAUUACCACCACCUCCACGGCUCCACCUCCGCGGCGGCGUAAUCCAUCCAACUCGCAAUAGAUAUACAGUCCCCCCAAUCGACGGAACCCUAAUUCUCUCCCGCACGCGCGUCGGCGAUCCGAGGGGAAGUAGGGUUUGGAGGAGGAGGAGGGGAGACCACCGGAGGUAGGCGAAUCCCCCAAGGCCGGGCAAGAUGGUGCUCGCGCAGCUCGGCGGGAGCAUCUCCCGCGCGCUGGCGCAGAUGAGCAACGCCACCGUGAUCGACGAGAAGGUGCUCAGCGACUGCCUCAACGAGAUCUCGCGCGCGCUCCUGCAGUCCGACGUCCAGUUCAAGAUGGUCCGCGAUAUGCAGUCCAACAUCAAGCGCAUCGUCAACCUCGAGACGCUCGCCGCCGGGACCAACAAGCGGCGCAUCAUCCAGCAGGCCGUCUUCACGGAGCUCUGCAACAUGUUGGAUCCCGGGAAGCCUUCCUUCACUCCCAAGAAGGGGAAACCUUGCGUGGUCAUGUUCGUUGGUUUGCAAGGUUCUGGUAAAACUACUACUUGUACCAAAUAUGCAUAUUAUCAUCAGCGCAAGGGAUUUAAGCCAGCACUUGUUUGUGCUGAUACAUUUAGGGCUGGUGCUUUUGAUCAGUUAAAACAGAAUGCAACAAAGGCCAAGAUUCCUUUUUACGGAAGCUACAUGGAGUCUGAUCCAGUGAAAAUUGCUGUUGAGGGUGUGGAGAGGUUCAAGAAAGAAAACUGUGAUCUCAUCAUUGUAGAUACGAGUGGAAGGCACAAACAAGAAGCAGCCCUUUUUGAAGAAAUGCGCCAAGUUUCAGAAGCGACGAAACCAGAUCUGGUAAUAUUUGUGAUGGACAGUAGUAUCGGUCAGGCUGCAUUUGAUCAGGCACAAGCAUUUAAGCAAAGUGUUUCUGUUGGUGCUGUGAUUGUCACUAAAAUGGAUGGCCAUGCGAAAGGAGGUGGCGCACUUAGCGCGGUUGCAGCAACAAAAAGUCCAGUGAUAUUUAUUGGAACAGGAGAACACAUCGAUGAGUUUGAAGUUUUUGAUGUGAAACCAUUUGUCAGUCGUCUUUUAGGCAUGGGAGACUGGUCGGGGUUUAUGGACAAGAUUCAUGAAGUAGUACCCACUGAUCAACAACCUGAGCUUUUGCAGAAGCUGUCUGAAGGAACCUUCACUCUGAGACUUAUGUAUGAGCAGUUCCAGAACAUCUUGAAAAUGGGUCCUAUUGGCCAGGUUUUCUCAAUGUUGCCUGGAUUUAGUUCUGAAUUGAUGCCAAAGGGACAUGAGAAGGAAAGCCAAGCUAAGAUUAAACGGUACAUGACGAUGAUGGAUUCCAUGACAGAUGGAGAGCUUGACAGCACAAAUCCUAAAUUGAUGACUGAAUCGCGUAUUCUUCGGAUUGCUCGGGGAUCUGGCCGACCUGUCAGAGAUGUUGUCGACAUGCUCGAAGAGUACAAGCGGCUUGCUAAAAUCUGGAGCAAGAUGAAAGGGCUCAAGAUACCAAAGAAAGGAGAAAUGAGUGCACUGUCCCGCAACAUGAACGUUCAGCACAUGAGCAAAGUUCUCCCGCCGCAGAUGCUGAAGCAGAUAGGCGGCAUGGGUGGCCUGCAAUCUUUGAUGAAACAAAUGGGCUCAAAAGAAAUGGGUGGCAUGUUUGGAGGCAUGGGUGGUGAUAAGUAAACAGAUCCUGAUUGCAUUUGACAAAUCGUCAGAGAUAUGGCUGUAGACAGAUUGUUCACCAGGGUGCUAAAUGAGAGUUUUGAAGAUGAUACUGACUGCUGCAAUUAUGUUACCAGAUGAGGAUACACAUGCACCCCGAUGUAAAAUUUGUUUAUCAUAGGCAAAUCGUAGCUCCCCAAAGUUCUUACCGAGAUUUUAUUUAUAGAAUCUGUUUGGGAAGAAUUACCGAAUCCGCGUUUUGUUUUGUUUCCUGCGUGCUACUCAGACGUGUAAGCACCCUAAAUAAAAUCAACGAAGUUUUGGGCCUC